CUGGGGAGGGUGUCGUCCCCUGGAUCGCCAAGUGCGAGGGGUCCGAGCGGCGGGCGCCGGCGCGCCGUGACCCGCCAUGGCUCAAGCGGCCAAACAGCUGAAGAAAAUCAAAGACAUCGAGGCGCAGGCCCUUCAGGAGCAGAAGGAGAAGGAAGAAUCCAACAGGAAGCGGAGAAACCGCUCCCGUGACCGAAAGAAGAAGGCUGAUGCUGCUACCAGCUUUCUGCGGGCAGCAAGAUCAGGUAACUUGGACAAAGCUUUGGAUCACCUGCGGAAUGGGGUAGACAUUAACACCUGUAACCAGAAUGGGUUGAACGGCUUGCAUCUGGCCUCUAAGGAGGGCCAUGUGAAGAUGGUGGUUGAACUUCUGCACAAAGAAAUCAUUCUAGAAACGACAACCAAGAAGGGGAACACGGCUCUGCACAUUGCCGCCCUGGCCGGGCAGGACGCGGUGGUCCGGGAGCUGGUCAACUACGGUGCCAACGUGAACGCACAGUCCCAGAAAGGCUUCACCCCCCUGUACAUGGCAGCACAAGAGAAUCACUUGGAAGUGGUUAAGUUUUUACUGGAAAAUGGAGCUAACCAGAAUGUAGCCACAGAAGAUGGCUUCACGCCGCUUGCCGUGGCUCUGCAGCAGGGCCACGAGAAUGUGGUGGCACACCUCAUCAACUACGGGACAAAGGGCAAGGUGCGGCUCCCCGCCCUGCACAUUGCUGCCCGUAAUGACGACACGCGGACGGCCGCCGUGCUUCUGCAGAACGACCCCAACCCCGACGUGCUUUCCAAGACGGGAUUCACCCCACUCCACAUCGCAGCUCACUACGAGAACCUCAGCGUGGCCCAGCUGCUCCUCAACAGGGGGGCCAGUGUCAACUUCACGCCACAGAAUGGCAUCACACCACUGCACAUUGCCUCCCGCAGGGGGAACGUGAUCAUGGUGCGGCUCCUGCUGGACCGGGGGGCCCAGAUAGAAACGAGGACCAAGGAUGAAUUGACACCACUCCACUGUGCAGCUCGGAAUGGGCACGUGCGAAUCUCGGAGAUCUUGCUAGACCACGGGGCACCCAUCCAAGCCAAGACCAAGAAUGGCCUGUCCCCAAUCCACAUGGCGGCUCAGGGAGACCACCUCGACUGUGUCCGGCUCCUCUUGCAAUACGACGCGGAGAUCGAUGACAUCACCCUUGACCAUCUGACCCCACUUCAUGUGGCUGCCCACUGUGGCCACCACCGGGUGGCCAAAGUCCUUUUGGAUAAAGGGGCCAAACCCAACUCCAGAGCCCUGAACGGCUUUACCCCCUUGCACAUCGCCUGCAAGAAGAACCACAUCCGGGUCAUGGAGCUCCUGCUGAAGACGGGCGCCUCCAUCGACGCGGUCACCGAGUCCGGCCUGACGCCGCUGCACGUGGCCGCCUUCAUGGGGCACCUGCCCAUCGUGAAGACCCUGCUGCAGCGGGGGGCGUCGCCCAACGUCUCCAACGUGAAAGUGGAGACCCCACUACACAUGGCAGCCAGAGCAGGGCACACGGAGGUGGCCAAAUAUUUACUCCAGAAUAAAGCCAAAGUCAACGCCAAGGCCAAGGAUGACCAGACCCCACUUCACUGUGCAGCUCGCAUCGGCCACACAAACAUGGUGAAGCUCCUUCUGGAAAACAACGCCAACCCCAACCUGGCCACCACUGCCGGGCACACGCCCCUGCACAUCACAGCCAGGGAGGGCCAUGUGGAAACAGCCCUGGCUCUUCUGGAAAAGGAAGCAUCCCAAGCCUGCAUGACCAAGAAAGGAUUUACCCCCCUCCACGUGGCAGCCAAGUACGGGAAGGUGCGGGUGGCAGAGCUGCUGCUAGAGCGGGACGCCCAUCCCAACGCUGCCGGGAAGAACGGCCUGACCCCCCUGCACGUGGCUGUUCACCACAACAACCUGGAUGUGGUCAAGCUUCUGCUGCCCCGGGGCAGCUCCCCACACAGCCCCGCCUGGAAUGGCUACACCCCUUUGCACAUCGCUGCCAAGCAGAACCAGAUGGAGGUGGCCCGUGGUCUGUUGCAGUACGGGGCUUCAGCGAAUGCUGAGUCGGUGCAGGGCGUGUCACCCCUGCACCUGGCUGCACAGGAGGGUCACGCGGAGAUGGUUGCUUUGCUCCUCUCGAAACAAGCCAAUGGCAACCUGGGGAACAAGAGUGGACUCACUCCCCUCCAUCUGGUAGCACAAGAAGGCCAUGUCCCUGUGGCAGAUCUGCUGGUCAAACACGGAGUGAAGGUGGAUGCCACCACCCGGAUGGGGUACACGCCCCUCCAUGUGGCCAGCCAUUACGGAAACAUCAAGCUGGUGAAGUUUCUGCUGCAGCACCAGGCAGAUGUCAAUGCCAAGACCAAGCUGAGGUACAGCCCUUUGCAUCAGGCAGCCCAGCAGGGACACACAGACAUCGUGACUCUGCUUCUAAAGAAUGGUGCUUCCCCAAACGAGGUCAGCUCGAACGGAACCACACCGCUGGCGAUUGCCAAGCGUCUGGGCUACAUUUCCGUUACAGACGUGCUCAAGGUUGUCACGGAUGAGACCAGCGUCGAGUUAGUCAGUGACAAGCAUCGGAUGAGCUUCCCUGAGACAGUAGACGAGAUCCUGGAUGUCUCCGAAGACGAAGGGACUGCUCAUGUUACUCUAAUGGGGGAAGAACUCGCUGGUGCUAAGGCUGAGAAGCAGGAUUCUAGGGAAGUCGAUGACGAGAAAGAGCUGUUGGAUUUUCUGCCCAAACUGGACCAAGUGGUGGAGUCUCCAGCCAUCCCCAGGAUCCCCUGCGUCACACCAGAGACAGUGGUGUUCAGAUCGGAAGAGCCCGAGCAGGCAUCCAAAGAGUAUGAUGAGGAUUCGCUUGUGCCCAGCAGCCCAGCCACAGAGACCUCUGACAACAUCAGCCCCGUGGCCAGCCCGGUGCACACAGGGUUUCUGGUGAGCUUCAUGGUCGAUGCCAGGGGAGGCUCCAUGAGAGGGAGUCGCCACAACGGCCUGCGGGUGGUGAUCCCACCGAGGACGUGUGCGGCCCCCACUCGCAUCACCUGCCGCCUGGUGAAGCCGCAGAAGCUGAGCACGCCGCCCCCCCUGGCUGAGGAGGAGGGCCUGGCCAGCAGGGUCAUCGCCCUGGGGCCCACAGGGGCUCAGUUUCUGAGCCCUGUGAUCGUGGAGAUCCCCCACUUUGCCUCCCACGGCCGGGGGGACCGUGAGCUCGUGGUUCUGAGGAGUGAAAACGGCUCCGUGUGGAAGGAGCACAAGAGCCGCUAUGGGGAGGACUUCCUGGAUCAGAUCCUCAAUGGCAUGGACGAAGAGCUGGGGAGCCUGGAGGAGCUGGAGAAGAAAAGGGUCUGCCGCAUCAUCACCACCGACUUCCCCCUGUACUUCGUGAUCAUGUCUCGGCUCUGCCAGGACUACGACACGGUCGGCCCUGAAGGGGGCUCUCUAAAGAGCAGGCUGGUGCCCCUGGUGCAGGCGACAUUCCCAGAAAACGCCGUCACUAAGAGGGUGAAGCUGGCUCUGCAGGCCCAGCCUGUCCCAGACGAGCUAGUCACCAAGCUCCUGGGCAACCAGGCCACCUUCAGCCCCAUUGUCACCGUGGAGCCCAGGCGCCGGAAGUUCCACCGCCCCAUUGGGCUCCGGAUCCCACUGCCUCCUUCGUGGACGGACAACCCGAGAGACAGUGGGGAGGGAGACGCCACCAGCCUGCGCCUGCUCUGCAGCGUCACUGGAGGAACAGACCAAGCCCAGUGGGAAGAUAUAACCGGAACCACCAAGCUCGUGUACGCCAACGAGUGUGCCAACUUCACCACCAACGUCUCCGCCAGGUUUUGGUUGUCGGACUGCCCCCGCACCGCCGAGGCUGUGAACUUUGCCACCCUGCUCUACAAAGAGCUCACCGCAGUGCCCUACAUGGCCAAGUUCGUCAUUUUUGCCAAGAUGAAUGACCCCCGAGAAGGGCGCCUGCGAUGUUACUGCAUGACAGACGACAAGGUGGACAAGACCCUCGAGCAGCACGAGAACUUUGUCGAGGUGGCCCGGAGCAGAGACAUAGAGGUGUUAGAAGGAAUGUCCCUGUUUGCAGAACUCUCUGGAAACCUGGUGCCUGUGAAGAAAGCCGCCCAGCAGCGGAACUUCCUCUUCCAGUCGUUCCGGGAGAACCGUCUGGCCAUCCCUGUGAAGGUGAGGGACAGCACUCGAGAGCCAGCAGGGUCCCUGUCCUUCCUGCGCAAGGCGAUGAAGUAUGAGGACACCCAGCACAUCCUCUGCCACCUCAAUAUCGCCAUGCCCCCCUGCACCAAGGGGAGCAUUGCUGACGACAGGAGGAGGACCCUGACACCCCUGGCCCUGAGAUACAGCGUCCUCAGCGAAUCCACACUGGGUUUUCUCAGUGGGACGGACCGGGCAGACAUGAAGAUGGCUAUUAUCUCAGAGCACCUCGGCCUCAGCUGGGCGGAGUUGGCCCGGGAGCUGCAGUUCAGCGUGGAAGACGUCAACAGAGUCCGAGUGGAAAACCCCAACUCCUUGCUGGAGCAGAGCGCAGCCUUGCUGAACCUCUGGGUCCUCCGUGAAGGCGAAGAUGCAAAGAUGGAGAACUUGUAUGCGGCCCUGCGGAACAUCGACCGGUCGGAGCUGGUGAGCAUGCUGGAGGGCACGGUCAGGCACAGCCGGAACCUGAAGCCAGACCGGCGGCACACGGACCGUGACUACUCGCUGUCACCGUCCCAGAUGAAUGGUUACUCCUCGCUGCAGGACGAGCUGCUGUCCCCUGCCUCACUGCGCUAUGCGCCCCCUUCCCCACUGCGUGCAGACCAGUACUGGAACGAGGUGGCCGUCAUAGACACCAUCCCCUUGGCAGCCACGGAGCAUGACGCCAUGCUGGAGAUGUCUGACAUGCAGGUGUGGGCCGCGGGCCUCACACCCUCCCUGGUCACUGCUGAGGACUCCUCUCUGGAGUGCAGCAAGGCCGAGGACUCUGACGCCAUGGGCCACGAGUGGAAGUUGGAGGGGGCGCUCUCGGAGGAUCCGCGGGGGCCCGAGCUGGGCUCUCUGGACCUCGUGGAGGACGACACAGUGGACUCAGAUGCCACAAAUGGCCUUAUCGAUUUGCUUGACCAGGAGGAAGGUCAGAGGUCAGAAGAGAAGCUGCCAGGCUAUGAGAGGCAGGAUGACCCUCCAGGUGCAGGGCAGGACUCAGAGAAUGAAGUGUCUCUUGUUUCAGGCCAGCAGAGGGUGAAAGCCCGAAUCACAGAGUCGCCCCCCCUGAGUCGGGUGGUGGACGGGACCCAGGACAGAUUGCAGGACUGGGAUGAGCGAGGCUCCAUUGUCUCAUACCUGCAAGACGCUGCACAAGAGGAGGCCUCUCGAGGCCCACACUCACUCCAGAGGACCGUCACCAACUCCCAAGAGGUAGAGCCCAGAGGGUCCUGGCAAUACGAAGAGGUCCUGGUGUCCAGUGGCGAACCCGUGCGGGCCGAGCAGCCAUGGGCCCAGAGCCCCUGGGUGGCACAGGAGAAUGAGCUUCAGAAUAUUCCAGGGGAGCAGGUGACAGAGGAACAGUUCACGGAUGAGCAGGGCAACAUCAUCACCAAGAAGAUCAUUCGCAAGGUUGUCCGGCAGAUAGAGCCACCUGGUGCUGGUGAUGGCCUAGAGCAUGAGGUGGUGAUUGUGCAGGGCCCCCCAGAGAACCCCAGAGAGCUGGAGGCCGAUGUUGAUUACUUUAUGAAACAUGACAAGGACCACACCUCGACACCCAACCCCUGAACUCCACACACUCUGCCAUGGACACUGAGGAGAGCUGGACCCAAGGGUGACGGACGCGGGGCACCUGCUCCUCUAGGCUGCGGCAUGAUCUCCGUAAGGGACGUCCUCCUGUCCCCUGUCCGCAUGAGCGGCUGACUGUACACGCAUGACCUACAGCCUUCCAUCCCGCCUCUAGCAACAACAUGGGCUCUCUGUCGGGAACCAGGACAGAAGCGGCACGGAGGGGAGCGAGGACAGCGCUCGAGGGAGCGUGGGGAUGCAGAAGUGAAUAAUAAGGGCUUUUUUAUGGCUGGGGAUGGUUUUGGGUUUGUUUUGUUCUUAAAUCGUUUUAAUUUUGACUUCGUACAGGGUACUGUUUUUUCAACCUCAUCUGUCAGAAACCCAUGUAGGCUUCCUGGAAAGAAAAGCAAAAUGAAAACUAAGCAUGAAAUCAGUUUGGAGGCAUCCACACCUUCAUCGCCUGCCCGCAUCCACCAGCCUCCCCCUCCCCACACAGUCAUUCUGUUUGUGACAGUCCCUCCACUACCGGGUGGAUGCUUUUCCUAGAACGCCCUAUAUGACAUUCAGGACACGCACACCCAUGCAGACCCUCUCCCCUCUGCUCAGUAUACACACAGAUUUUACUGUGACACCCGAAGCUGUAUAGCAUCUUUGUGUGGAUAAACUAGAAUUUUUUUUUUUAUGUUGUCUCUACCAAUUUCAGUAUUAAUCAUCUUCCAAUGGAAAAUCAUUAUGUUCAGAGUGCAUUUGGGGUUCCUUGUGUUAGGGACGUAGGAAUGUGAGGUGAGGACCCCCAGACUUGCUUUAGGGCUAGAGGGAGCCAGUGGCACGCCUGGAAGGGUCCUCUCACUCAGGCGGCACAGGCAGCAGCGUCCCAGGAUUGCACCAGCAUGUUCACUAGAAAUGAGGUUUUCUAUACCUUCAAGCACUAUAUCAUAGUCCGUGUUCAACGUGUAAACUGUACAGUAAUCAGCCUUGUGUAUAUGAAAACAAUAACUACUAUGCAAACCAGUAGAACACUUUAGCAGUAUGUACAAAGCACUGAGAGCCCCGCUCCUGAGGUCCUCUCCAGGCUGCAGGAGCGGGAGCUCCGCCUGUCUCAGUGAAAGAGGAAAGGAGUAGGGCCAGGAAGUGCACCUGCCAGCUCCUAGAAGUCAGGGCCACCCCAGAGCCUCCCAGACCGAACUUGGUGCUCUAAGUCCAGGCAGCCCGCAGGCUGGGGGGCCUGGGUACAGGCACAAGGCUCCAGGCUGGACAGCCUCCCUGCCUGUGCUGUGAUCAAGCCCCCAGUUGCUUGGAGAGGCAAGCAAGGGGACCAUCCUGACUGAGCACCUGGUGGGAGCAGAGCUGAGGAGGACACCUGCUGACCACCCAGAGACCCUCCUGGGCCAGGCUCUGGGUCCAGGCAGGAAGGAAGCGGACAGCUGGCCGCGCUUCGCCUCGGUGCCAUCAGGAAAGAGCCUUACAGUCCCACUAGCGCCUCCUUCGGGGAGGCCCAAUCAGCACAAUCGUCCCGCUGGGCGCCUCUGGGGCCAGGAGAGAAGCGGGCAGGCUCUUCCGGCUCCCAGAGCCACCGGGGUGGAUGGCUGCCACUUUCGGCCCCGCCGCUCUUUGGAGGUGUCCUCUGGACACAUUCACACCUUCCAAGUAGCACAGAAGCCCCCUCCCUGCCUGAGGCCAGACAUUCUGCCCUGGGGCCAUCCCUGACCUGCAGGUGGGGCGGGGCUGACUCUUGCCUUCCCUGCGGGGUGCAGGGGACAGCAGGUCCUGACUCGGGCCUCCGUGGCCCCUCUGCCUCCUCAUGUCCUCUGGAGCAGAGGGGCC
Molecule: messenger RNA, 7588 nt
Organism: Nycticebus coucang (slow loris)
Lineage: Eukaryota; Metazoa; Chordata; Mammalia; Primates; Lorisidae
Gene: ANK1
Product: ankyrin 1
Exons: 43
Coding region: 77-5764 (1895 amino acids)
Biological process (GO): signal transduction
Molecular function (GO): protein binding
Source: RefSeq, a predicted model, not a curated record